AUGUCCCAAACACAAGGCCACGGCUCAACCCCCUCGGGCAACCAGCCAACAACAUCCACCCGCGGCGGCGCCAGCGCCUUUCCCACCCCAGCCAACAACGCCGGUGGAGGAAGCGGCUGGGGCGAUAGCGGGUUUUUUAAGGGUGGAAUGGACAGCUCUAGCAACCGGCUCUCUAGCUCCGCCGGCGAAUCCAGUCCCACAAAGAUCUCUAGCACCUCAGGCGGAAUGUCAUCCAUUUCAGAGCAAAAGGCCGCUGGCGAAGAGAGCUAUCGGCAUGACCUUGAGGAGGCGGGCGGGGUGCCCAGCGCUGAAGAGUCGAAUGCUGCUGCGGGUUUCAUGGCUCAUAAGCCUGGUGGAUCGGAUACGUUGCCUGGGUGGGAGACGGCAAAGGGGGCUUUUAAUAGUGUUAUGGGGAAUGAGUAG
Messenger RNA from Aspergillus puulaauensis, 423 nucleotides. RefSeq lists its product as uncharacterized. Bases 1 to 423 code for a protein of 140 amino acids. Lineage: Eukaryota; Fungi; Ascomycota; Eurotiomycetes; Eurotiales; Aspergillaceae. The transcript has 3 exons. The record is from RefSeq and is a predicted model, not a curated record.